This is a messenger RNA of Mesorhabditis belari, 255 nucleotides long. The record is from the annotation of a GenBank genome assembly. NCBI's taxonomy places the organism in Eukaryota, Metazoa, Nematoda, Chromadorea, Rhabditida, Rhabditidae.
AUGCAACCCCAACCAGGCGCUCCAGAUUAUCUCACAGCGUCUUCAGUUGGACGACUUCACUCGGAUUUCAUCUCUUCUCAAUGGAGUGCUGCUGCUAACUAUCGAUCGCUUAUACCAACUGGAUUCCAGACAUCUUCGGGACUUUUCGGCGCCUCCUACGGCGCUUUCCCCACAACAACCGGUGCCCAAUCAGCGUUGCACACAAAGAAUUUCAAUCUCUACAACGCGGCAGCCACCUAUUCAUCUAAAUGUUUA